Ctenocephalides felis (cat flea) is the source of this 1365-nucleotide messenger RNA. Its product is annotated as methenyltetrahydrofolate synthase domain-containing protein-like. Gene Ontology annotation, cellular component: cytoplasm. The transcript has a single exon. The coding region runs from base 1 to 1365 and encodes 454 amino acids. The record is from RefSeq and is a predicted model, not a curated record. NCBI's taxonomy places the organism in Eukaryota, Metazoa, Arthropoda, Insecta, Siphonaptera, Pulicidae.
AUGGAUAAAUUAAGAACCGAUGAUAUCAAAAAAGCAAAGGAUACUCGAACUGGGGUGACGAAGCAAACGAUCCGUAGAGGAGUUUGGCAAUAUUUUGAUGCAAACCAACAACUUUCACUGUUCCCGCGUCCAGUGUACAACAGGAUCCCAAACUUCAAGGGAGCCUUUGAUGCUGCGCAGAGAUUGUCUGAUCUAGACGUCUUCAAACAGGCUAAGACCGUUUUAGUCAACCCAGAGAAGUCCUUAGAAUUAGUAAGAAUACUGGCUUUAAGAAAAGGUAAACAAUUAGUAGUCCCUGCCCCUCGAUUACAAUUUUGCUUACUAACCAAAUUUGAUAUGCCUGAGAACAACUCUAGGUACCACUUACGAAAAGCAGUCAGUCUUAGAGGAUUAAGUGAAGCCCCACCUGUUGACAUGAACACCGAAAUCAAUAUUGAUUUACUGAUCAUUGGAUCUGUUGCAGUGUCAAAAAACGGUUUGCAAAUUGGUAUAGGUCGGGGUUACACCGAUCUCGAAUUUGCAAUUAUCCAGCAUAUUAAAGCUCUUACUCCAAAUACAUUGAUCGUAACGUUAGUGCAUGAUUGUCAGGUGAAAGACAAUAUGCCCAGCACAUUGUUCGAGGCUCAUGAUGUGCCAGUAGAUGUAAUAGUAACCCCGACCAAAACCAUAAUGGUUUCAGACCGACCUCCGCGGCCAACUCACAUAAUGUGGAAUUUGAUAUCUGAAAGGCGUUUAAAUACUGUAAAUGCCUUGAAGAGAAUAAAAGAAGAUGAAGAGGCAGCUGGAAAGAAGAUCGUGUUAAAAGAGGUAGACACUGAGCAUGAAAGCGUGAAGAAAGUAAGAGUUCCCGAUAAAUUUAACCAAAGAAAGAGGCCCAGUAAUUCGGCAAAGAAUAGCGAAUCAGAGCCAAAUGAGGGUGAUGGUGAUGCAUUUGUGCAUAAACGCUACGGACGUAGAUUUAGAGGACGACGUGUCUCUGAAAUGGAGGACAACGACUUAUCUGACGAAGAUGGCCAAACCAAACGCGAUAAUUUGCGAAAGAGGAGCACGCCUAGAAUGGAGACGCAGAUUGCAUUUAGCGUAAAGUUGGGAAACCUUGCAAAAACCGAUCGUGUUCGUGACAUUAAGUCUGCUUUGGCAAAACGUGGUGUGAAGCCCUUUGAUAUAACAUGGAGAGGAGUGGAAGGUUUUUGUUAUUUGCAUUUCGCAAAGAAACCUCCAGGUGUGGACUCCCUUGGAGUAGACUCUAUUAUCAAAACACUUUCUGGUAUGAAAGUUGGCGGCAGCCAAGUAGAAGGAACUAACUUUCGCGAACCACAUAUUUUGACUGUGCAGCCUACUAGGCCAAUCACAGGAUUUAAAUAA